AUGAAGAAUCUCAGUCGACGCUGCCUUCUUACACUGGACGGAUGUUCUGUCGUCGCGAUCCAAUAUGAUGCUCAUUUUUGGCAGCUGUGCAUCCUACAGCCAUCGGAAGAUUUCGAUAAACGAUUCCAAUACGAAUUACCCAAGGAUAAGGCCAGUGCAUGGCGGAAAAUGAUGGCGAUCACUACGAAGUACUGGCGGCCAUUCACGUCACCGCACAACCUCGCUUCCACUAUCGUCUCCUUUAUGCCGAUUCUCCAUUGGCUCCCAAAAUAUAAAAUCAAAUCCAAUCUGCUGCAUGACAUCAUUGGAGGACUGACUGUGGGAAUUAUGCACGUUCCACAAGGAACUUUUGCAGUUGUUGCGCUUAUGACUGGUAAAGCUGUACACAGAAUCACUGCUGUGGACUCCCUUUCCAGCGACCAUCUAACAAAUCUGACAGCCUCUGCCAUAGAACACACGCCGAUUCAAAUCACCUCGACUCUCACCGUACUUAUCGGUCUCAUACAGGUACUAACAGCCUUUCUUGGACUCAACUUCGUCACCACGUACUUCUCCGACGAACUUGUCGGCGGCUUCACAACCGGAGCGUCGACCCAUGUUUUCGUCACUCAACUCAAGGAUGUGUUGGGAAUCAGUGGUCUACCACGUCGUUAUGGGUUGGCGAACCUCUUCCUGGCCAUCACUGAAGAUUUCAACGCCAAGAUUGGACCAAGAAGAACGUCUGAAGAACGUCACAUAAGGAUCAAAGGAUUCGAAUGGAACGAGCACGGUGCUCAUGGUAACUCGCAAUUCCAGAGGCCCUUCAGCGGUGGAUAUGGGAAUCUCCCAGUGGUUAUCCUUGGAACGAUCAUUUCUUCCUUAGCACAUCUAAAUGUUAAUUUUAAUGUGGCAGUUGUUGGACGGUUACCAAUUGGCCUGCCGGAGCCUGCUCUUCCUCACUUUGAACUUUUCCCUUCGUUGUUUGUUGAUGCACUGUCGAUUUCUGUCGUGACAAUGGCUAUUCAUGUUUCGCUGGCGAAGAUAUUCGCCAAGAAAUACCAGUACGAAGUCAACACUAAUCAGGAAUUCUAUGCGGUGGGUUUCACAUCGGUGUUAAGCGGAUUUUUCCCAAUAUUUCCGCCUUCUUGCAGUCUUUCUCGAUCGAUGGUUAGUGCUGGUGCCGGUGCUAAAUCGCAGGUAGCUCUUCUGUUUUAA
Messenger RNA from Angiostrongylus costaricensis, 1194 nucleotides. NCBI's taxonomy places the organism in Eukaryota, Metazoa, Nematoda, Chromadorea, Rhabditida, Metastrongylidae. The record is from the annotation of a GenBank genome assembly.